Molecule: messenger RNA, 3014 nt
Organism: Gadus chalcogrammus (walleye pollock)
Lineage: Eukaryota; Metazoa; Chordata; Actinopteri; Gadiformes; Gadidae
Product: zinc finger protein 177-like
Exons: 4
Coding region: 587-1657 (356 amino acids)
Biological process (GO): regulation of transcription by RNA polymerase II
Molecular function (GO): RNA polymerase II cis-regulatory region sequence-specific DNA binding; DNA-binding transcription factor activity
Source: RefSeq, a predicted model, not a curated record
CACCAGUAGAGGCAUAUACUUUCCCCUGAACUUUUAAACGUUGCAAACGUGCAAAAACAUAAUUAUAUAUUUAUGUGGCAUUCAGUCCAAUGCUUAAAAUAUAUCUGUGGCAUUCAGUAGGCCAAUGCUGUGGUAAAGUGUGCAAAGUGUUUCUUUCAGUUUAAUAGAUAGAACUCUAUCAAUCCCUUGUAGGAGAAAUGUGUUAAUGUUUGUCCCUAUAAUAUAAAACAAUAAUGGUAAAAAAGAAAAAAUACAAAACAUGACGGUACCUAAGUAAGUCAAACCUUCCAAUCUGAAGGCUCUACUUAACCACUCCCCCUACUCACUUUCACCAAUGCAAAGCGAACAGAACUGAGUAGGGGAGGGCAUAGCCUAGCUAGUUUGUGAACGACCCAGAGGAACGCAACGGAAAUUCAAUGUGAACAUGUAUGAGGCUUCAAUAAAAUCCCGGACGAUUUUAAAAGUGUCUCAAAAAUAGGGCAUGUCCGGGCAAAAGAGGAAGUCUGGUUACCCUACGUACGGGAAACCCAGAGACUUGAGAGCCCUGAUAAUAAUCAUGAUUCAAAAUUAAAGGUCCCAUGAUGACAUGCUAUUUUAUGUAUUCUUUAAUAUAGGUAUUAGGGGGCAACUAACACAGUAUUCAAAGUCCAAGACGUUCCUGAAAUUCAGCCGUGAAGAUUGCGAUGACUUUGGAGACCGUAGCACACAGCACGGCGCCACCUCAGAUACUUUGCAUGUGGACGCCCCUGGCUCCUCCCACAUGUCCAGUCACAGCGAGGAGCUGAGGAUCCUAAGUUUCCACGGAAAAGGGAAGGGCCCACUGGCGCUGGACAGCCAUGACACCCUCUUCACGUCCGAACUGGAGGCCCUUGACUCGCUGUCCGCGGACCACAGCGUGGCCAAGAGCCUGGAGCAGCUGGUCCACCGCGAGGAGCUGACUGGAAAGCAGCGGACCCCAGACAUUAUUUUAAUCAAGGAAGAAGAGGAUAUUGGUGGAGGCAUGGCCGCUGUUGAAGACUGCGAUGACUUUCGAGACCGCAGCACACACAGCAGCAUCACCUUGGAUAGUCUGCAUGUGGAGGCCUCUGGCUCCUCCAACAUGUCCAGUCAGAAUGGGGAGCUGCGGAUCCUGAGCGUCCAUGGAAAAGGAGAGGGCCCACUUGCAGACGGCCAUGACACCCCCUUCACCGUGUCCGAACUGGAGGACCUAAGCUCGCUGUCCACGGACCACCGCGCGGCCAAGAGCCGGGAGCAUGGCAAGCGGCUGGUCCACCAUGAGGAGCUGACUGGGCAUCAGGGCGGCCACAAGGGCCGGGCCUGUGUCUUGUUUGGCAAGGGUUUUCCCGACAAUACCAAGAUGACCAUCCACAUGCGUAGCACCGGCGAGAGGCCGUGCUUCAUGCAUUGGUGCGACCAAUGCAUGAAGCGCUUCAGGACAAGGGGCCACCUGAAGAUCCACAUGAGGACUCACUCCGGGGAGAAGCCCUACGGAUGUGACCAAUGCAUGAAGCACUUCAGGACAAGUGGCCAGCUGAGGAUCCACAUGAGGACUCACUCCGGGGAGAAGCCCUACGGAUGUGACCACUGCAUGAAGCGCUUCAGUACAAGCUCCAACCGGAAGAGCCACAUGAGGACUCACUCCGGGGAGAAGCGCUGAAGGUGCCUGCAGUGCAACACCAGCUUCAGGGACCCUAGCAAUUUGCGUUGGCACAUGCUCAAGCACAAAGACAAUGGGGUGCUUUGACACAGGGCAACAGUACGCUUUGAUUGACACCUCUAUCCUUUAUUCGUUGAAAUGACUGCUGUAGCUUUUUUUUCAUUAUGAUAAAAGAUGCUUUCCAACUUUUGAUUCACUUUCUUUUUUAUUGUUAAAAUGUGUAAAUAAUGUGAAGGAUAACUUGCUUUUUCGAAAUUACGGACAAUAAAAUAUUAGAAUCAAUUUAAGAGCAUGAUCAUGGGAUGAUACAGGCAGCAAAGUUACCAAGUAUACAUUGAAUGAGACUAUUGGUGUACAUCGGAAACUUUGACAUUGUGAGUUAAUAAAAAGGAACCAUUAGAGACCAUCGUGGAGAGUUUAGAAUUGGCCAGAGGAGAGAGAAAGUUAAAUUGCAAUACAAUAUGGGUGAAGUGGAAUAGGCUGCAUGACAGUUAAAGGAAUCUAAACAAAGAAGUCAGUCAAUUGGUAUGGCGACACAUUAGUGCCAUACUAAUGUGUCGCCAUACUCUUGCUUCAUUCUUGCACACAACCGGCGUCUGGACCUACACUUCACUAAACUUAACGCGACCACUCACUCUCUUCGCACACACACACACUGCCAGUGAUAUUGCGUAUGAUACUUUCUCGUGCUCACGAGAUACUUUCUCUUCUCUUUACGGGUUCCGUAUUUCUUAAAUGUGAAGUUGGCAUUUUCUUUUCUUAUGGUGUAUUUUAUGUGCAUAAUAACCAACAAUAAAUGAAUUCAUUUAUAUCCAAAUAAUUAUGUUUCUGGAAUUGGUAUCUAGGGAAUAUUGCACUACGGUCCUCUAUGUUGUUGCACUACGGUCCUCUAUGUUGUUGCACAUAACAGAACAGGAGGUUAAUGACACUAUUUGGAUGUAAACCUACCAGCACUUUUAGCUGCUCAUGACAUGUUUGAUUAUUGUCAUUUCACUGCUAUCAUUCAUUAAAGCAAGUGAACAAAUGGAAACUUGUUCAUAUUUAUAAUGAAACAUCUGGAUAAAGCCAAGCAGACAUCUCCGACGUCGCGAAAGAAAUCAAACGAGUGAGUGGACCGCGAGUGUAUUUACAAGUAACGUUGCCCGGGAACCUGGAUAUACGAGCGCAUCAUCGAAAACAAAGAAACGAAAAUACAAAACUGUGAGACCAAGGAUGGAUGUGCCUUGCCCUAUCGAGGAGUGUGACUAUGUGGCUACACAUGCAGAAGCAGCAGUGGUGGUGGCCAUGCUGAACAUACACGCGACCACACAAGCUGCAGCCCCCAGGGAACCACACGCAAAUGCCAAAAUGGAGAAAC